Mycena indigotica is the source of this 633-nucleotide messenger RNA. RefSeq lists its product as uncharacterized. NCBI's taxonomy places the organism in Eukaryota, Fungi, Basidiomycota, Agaricomycetes, Agaricales, Mycenaceae. Bases 145 to 633 code for a protein of 162 amino acids. The record is from RefSeq and is a predicted model, not a curated record. The transcript is spliced from 5 exons.
GACGUUCCAGGCCUCGCCCCCUCACCAGAACUGGGAUUUCGUGUUACCUGUGACAUCCGCUGGCUUCUAGCCCCGAGCUGCGUCCGCCACUUAAGCCCGUGGGCGAGGCCCCUUCCUCUGUCGUCUCUUUCUUCCCUCCCCACCAUGUCGCAACCACUUUCUGCUGCCGACCCCGCCCUGGUGUCCGUGCUGGCGCGUGCGCUGCAGGACAAGCAGCGCGAAGUCGACGAGCUCCAGGAGCGCCUGCGUAUCGUCGAGGGCCAUCCGCGCGACGAGCCCAUGCCCGAGGCGGCACCAGAGGGGGUGGAUGCGCCGUUGCUAGAGCCUGAGGAGCUCCGUCGCUCGCCGACGCAGCCUGCGUUCCCCACGGUGGGCCCACUUCUCGCCGGUGCCCGCGCCCGGAGCUACGACCUGCUCCAGUUCGCCGACUAUUUGCAUCACAAUUAUUUUGGCCUCGACUGCCACGGCUUCAGGAAUGAUUACGGUGGUCUGCCUCCGUUGGCGGUAACGUCUGUCAGGCCGCCGCCGUACGCGUACGCGUUUCACUUCAAGGCUGACUACCCGGAGUCGGUGCCUGAGCUCGAGGCCGAGUCCGUGUCGGAGGGCAGUGUUGGAGACGCAGCGGAUGAGUGA